Salvia hispanica is the source of this 1091-nucleotide messenger RNA. Its product is annotated as proteasome subunit alpha type-6. The record is from RefSeq and is a predicted model, not a curated record. Gene Ontology annotation, cellular component: proteasome core complex, alpha-subunit complex; proteasome core complex. Lineage: Eukaryota; Viridiplantae; Streptophyta; Magnoliopsida; Lamiales; Lamiaceae. Gene Ontology annotation, biological process: ubiquitin-dependent protein catabolic process.
CUUCUUCGUUUACAAAAUUUAAGCCCAAAAACACUCACACAGUCUCUCUUCAUCUCUUCAAAAUUGCAAAUCAAAUCCUAUUCAUUUGAAAAAAAUCUUCCGAUUUGUGGAAAAAACAGCCAAAUCUUAGCAGAAAAAAUUUGAAGAAUGAGCCGCGGAAGUGGAGGCGGAUACGAUCGACACAUUACGAUCUUCUCUCCGGAAGGCCGGCUUUACCAAGUUGAAUAUGCCUUCAAGGCCGUCAAGGCCGCCGGAGUCACCUCGAUUGGCGUCCGAGGGAAGGAUUCAGUGUGUGUUGUUACUCAGAAGAAAGUGCCGGACAAGCUCUUAGAUCAGACAAGCGUCACGCUUUUGUUUCCAAUCACCAAGUACCUUGGUUUAUUGGCUACUGGAAUAACAGCUGAUGCAAGGACUUUGGUGCAACAAGCAAGAAAUGAGGCUGCUGAGUUUCGCUUUAGAUAUGGUUAUGAAAUGCCUGUUGAUGUAUUGGCACGAUGGAUUGCGGACAAGUCUCAGGUAUACACCCAGCAUGCCUACAUGAGACCACUUGGUGUAGUUGCCAUGAUAUUGGGUAUCGAUGAAGAGAAAGGUCCUCAGCUUUUCAAGUGUGAUCCUGCUGGCCACUUUUUUGGUCAUAAGGCAACUAGUGCUGGCGGGAAAGAGCAAGAGGCUAUUAACUUUUUGGAGAAAAAGAUGAAAAAUGACCCUCAGUUCACCUAUGAGGAAACUGUGCAGACUGCCAUUUCAGCACUACAAUCCGUUCUACAGGAGGAUUUCAAGGCCAGUGAGAUCGAGGUUGGUGUUGUGAGGAAAGAGGAUCAAAUCUUCAAAGUCCUGUCGACUGAUGAAAUUGACGAGCACCUGACUGCAAUCAGCGAGCGUGACUAAUUUUCCAAUCCGAUCGGAUUUCAGAAACUAUGUUUAAUGGAUGGAUGGAGAGUGGAACACCUUCUGUUUUGAUUGGACUAUCAUACUGUAUUCAUGUCAUUUUAUGGCUUAUGCUUGAACUUAAUUCCUCAGUUGCAGUAUUUCAGUUGGUUUUCAUUAAAUUAACAGUCUAUUUCAGUCUCAAUGACAUCAUAGUUCCAUCU